AUGAAUCAGAUGCCAAUCCAAACCGUACAAACAGAAGAACAUCAAAACCAAUAUAGUUUGCUGCAACAACUGCAGACGGGUAGAAAGAAAAAGAAAUUAUCAAAUUCAACAACAGCAGAUCAGAAAUUGGAUUUUAUCAAGGCUGAGGAGCAUAAACCUAUUGAUGACACCGUUGAUUCUUUUCUGUCCCAUGAUGAUGAUAGUGUUGAUAAUACAAACACUCCUUUCAAGAUUUUAAAGCGCCGUUCUAACAGGCCCAAUAAAACUGAACAUAAAGGCUUCACAUUUGGGGAGGUUAGUUGCCUCCACUCAUUCAAAAGCAAAGUCUUGAGCUGCCAUUUUUCAUCAGAUGGGAAGUUUCUAGCUAGUGCGGGGCAUGAAAAAAAGGUGUUGAUAUGGAAUAUGGAAACCCUUGAUUUUGUUAAAACUUCGGAGGACCAUUCUCUUCUCAUUACGGAUGUUCGUUUUAGACCAUGUUCAACCAUAUUUGCAACAUCUUCAUUUGACAAAACUGUCCAAAUAUGGGAUUCUGCCAAACCAAGCAAAUCACUUUUCAAGCUUGUGGGGCAUGCUGAACAGGUUUUAUCAUUGGAUUUCCACCCUGGAAAGGUGGAUCUCCUUUGUUCCUGUGAUAGUAAUAAUGAGAUGCGAUUAUGGAAUAUCAACCAACGUGCUUGCAUUCAUGUCUCUAAGGCAGCUACUAAGCAAGUCCGAUUCCAGCCUCGACUAGGCAUGUUACUUGCAACAGCUUCAGGAAAUGUUGUCAAUGUAAUCGAUGUUGAGACUAACAAGCCUCAAUCCUGUUUGAAGGGGCAUAACAAAGAGGUUCUUUCAAUUUGCUGGGAUCCAUGUGGCAAGUAUAUAGCCUCCAUCAGUGAAGACAGUGCACGCGUGUGGUCAGUAUCUGGAGGAGAAUGCUUGCAUGAAUUGCGCUCAACAGGCAACAAGUUCCAGUCCUGUACAUUUCAUCCAGCAUACUCGCAAUUCUUGGUCAUUGGUGGCUACCAGUGUCUUGAAUUAUGGAAUCCAAAUGAGAGCAACAAAACAUUGGCAAUUGACGCACACAGGGGACUUAUUCUUCACUGGCAGAUUGUCUACACACUGAAAUGA
Molecule: messenger RNA, 1110 nt
Organism: Hibiscus syriacus
Lineage: Eukaryota; Viridiplantae; Streptophyta; Magnoliopsida; Malvales; Malvaceae
Product: transcriptional corepressor LEUNIG_HOMOLOG-like
Exons: 9
Coding region: 1-1110 (369 amino acids)
Molecular function (GO): protein binding; transcription corepressor activity
Source: RefSeq, a predicted model, not a curated record